GGCGGCGCGCGCGGCGGCGGCGGCAGCUCGGCGGCGGCGGCGGCGGAGAGCGCAGCGCGCAGCCCGGUGCAGCCCUGGCUUUCCCCUCGCCGCGCGCCCGCGCCCCCUUCCGCGUCCGCAACCAGAAGCCCAGCGCGGCGCCCGGAGCCGGACCCGCGCCCGCGCCGCUCCCGGGACCGCGACCCCGGCCGCCCCGCGAUGACCGCGACCGCAGCCCUCCUGCCCGUCCUCUUGCUCCUGCUGGCCUUCGGCCACAGUGUCCAUGGAGCUGAAUGCUUCCCGGCCUGCCACCCCCAAAAUGGAUUCUGCGAGGAUGACAAUGUUUGCAGGUGCCAGCCUGGCUGGCAGGGUCCCCUGUGUGACCAAUGCGUGACCUUUCCUGGCUGUGUUAACGGACUCUGCGUGGAACCCUGGCAGUGCAUUUGUGACCACGGCUGGGACGGGAACCUCUGCGACAUAGACGUCCGGGCUUGUGCCUCGACCCCCUGCGCCAACAAUGGGACCUGCGUGAACCUCGAUUCUGGCCACUAUGAAUGCUCCUGCGUCCCUGGGUUCUCGGGAAAGGACUGUCAGAAGAAGGAUGGGCCCUGCGUGAUCAAUGGUUCCCCCUGUCAGCACGGAGGCACCUGCGUGGAUGAUGAGGGCCGGGCCUCCCAUGCCUCCUGCCUGUGCCCCCCUGGCUUCUCAGGCAAUUUCUGCGAGAUCGUGGCCAACAGCUGCACCCCGAACCCGUGCGAGAACCAAGGCAUCUGCACCGACAUCGGGGGCGACUUCCGCUGCCGAUGCCCCGCCGGCUUCGUGGACAAGACCUGCAGCCGCCCCGUGAGCAACUGCGCCUCCGACCCGUGCCUCAACGGGGGCACCUGCCUGCAGCACACCCAGGUGAGGUACGAGUGUCUGUGCAAGCCCGAGUUCACGGGCCCCCUCUGUGGCCGGAAGCGCGCCCCAAGCCCCCAGCAGGUCACCCGUCUGCCCAGCGGGUACGGGCUGACCUACCGCCUGACCCCCGGGGUGCACGAGCUGCCGGUGCCCCAGCCCGAGCACCGCAUCCUGAAGGUAUCCAUGAAGGAGCUCAACAAGAGCACUCCCCUCCUCUCCGAGGGCCAGGCCAUCUGCUUCACCAUCCUGGGCGUGCUGACCAGUCUGGUGGUGCUGGGCACCAUGGGCAUCGUCUUCCUCAACAAGUGCGAGGCCUGGGUGUCCAACCUGCGCUACAACCGCAUGCUGCGGCAGAAGAAGAACCUGCUGCUGCAUUACAACAGCGGGGAGGACCUGGCGGUCAACAUCAUCUUCCCCGAGAAGGUCGACAUGGCCACCUUCAGCAAGGAGGCCGGCGAAGACGACAUCUAAGCGGCGCCCCUGCCGGCCCCUCUCUGUUCUCGGGGUCCCGCAGAGCUCACUAUAUGCGGUCUGUUCUCCUCUUUGUGGUGGAAUUUGCUCUAUUUUGUGUCGAAUCUGGUGAACGCUAUGCUUACCUAUAUUACCUUUGUGUUGCUCUGUGACAAAGUGCCCAAAGCAUCCUCUUGCUCUCUCUUAAUGCAUGAUCGAAAAAUAAUAAUAAGAAUUUCAUCUUUAAACAAGUAA
This is a messenger RNA of Odobenus rosmarus divergens (Pacific walrus), 1584 nucleotides long. RefSeq names its product delta-like 1 homolog (Drosophila) (gene DLK1). Gene Ontology annotation, molecular function: calcium ion binding. Lineage: Eukaryota; Metazoa; Chordata; Mammalia; Carnivora; Odobenidae. The record is from RefSeq and is a predicted model, not a curated record. The transcript has 5 exons. Gene Ontology annotation, cellular component: membrane. Bases 199 to 1350 code for a protein of 383 amino acids.